AUGUCAGGAAUUUCAACACGGUAUUACCAGCGUAUUUUUGCAGCUUCCUCCACAAUGCCUUUGUUAUUGUUCCCCACCGCCAUCACCACGGCGAAGGAACACCAGCACAGCGCGUCAUGCCCAAGACGCCACCAGAGUGUUACCAGCCCGGCGAGGCUCCCUGGCGACGGCGCAGCGUUGCCAGACAAAGGCAGACGCGAGGUCACGCCGACGGUGAUCCUGGGGAGAACAGGUGUACCCGUCGAGGUCACGCAUGAGGUCACAGGUUCGUCCGUCGACGGCGUCCUCAGCGUCUCCGCCGGCGACGGGACGACCGCGCGCUUCCGUGUCACGACCUCUGACCUCGCGCCGGACGGGGUCACCGAAGGCCCAGGACGAUGCCAGGUGUCACUUGAGGACGAAGGAGUGUCAGAUGGAACGACCGGCGCCCCUUUCACGCAGUCUGACCCUUCUGGGCAAGACGAGGCCCUCGGGGGUGACCCGACGGCUGGCGUGACCUCAUACACGCCUAUGACGUCACAAGAAUCAGCCCCCUGGCUGGAAGGGGUGACGUCAUCACGGCACGACCUGAAGUGCACGCUCACGCGCACGCACACAGCUUUCACGCUCCAGCACACGUACCUUCAUCCCGGCCGGUACGACCUCCUCGCUCGUUUCCAGGACACUCAUGCGCCGUCUUACUGGGAGGUCGUCGCUGAGGUGGUCGUUAAAGAGCUGCUCGAGAUCACACUCGGCCCCGCCAAGGUCCUCGCGCUGGGAGCCGAGGGCGCUGCUGCUCACGCCCACAUCAGCCUCACGCCCAUCUUGGACACCCGUCGCCCUCCCACGGACCAUGAAGAUUUCACCGCCCAGCCCGCGACGCACUUGUCUCCGCCCGCGACGCACUUGUCUCCGCCCACUCGCGCCCAUGAAGCAUUCACGCCUCCCGGUCGUACGUCAGGAGGCUCUGACGCGGCAGGGCCACUGGCGCCCACGCCCGCGCCGCAGCCCUUCCUCGCGGGUGGGCCUUCUCCCGCCCACGACCCGCAGCUGUGCCCGGGAGGAGUCUUAUCGUGGGCGUGGAGCUUCGGUGAUGACACGGGCCCCGACACCAAGACGGAUUCGCGAAGGAGGGAGGAGAUGGAGACGCAUGAAGACGCCCGCGUGAUGAAGGAGGGAGAAGAUGAGAGGAUGGCGGGAAUAAUAAAGACGGAAGGGAGGGAGAGCGGCGGAGGCAGAGACGGAAGAGGGAGACAAGGAGGGCUAAUAACUGGUGCGAACGGAAUCGACGAGGAUCGGGGGGCGAGCGGAGACGCCGGAGCAAAGGCCUCCGCCGCCGCCCGGGAGGAGCUCAAGGAGCGCGAGAACAUCGAGAAGGCGAAGGCGAAGGGAGCUCCUCCUGAGGCCGAGGAUGACACCACCGCCUCCACCUCCACCACUGCCACCUCCUCCUCCUCCUCCUCCUCCAACACCCACGGCCCCGACACCUCCUCUCCCGCCCCUUCGUCGACCACCGUCCACCACACUUACCAUAAACCCGGGCUGUAUAACUUUAGUGCCCAAGUUCUGUGCGACGGCCGCCCGCGCUGGAGGAAACCCGUUGCAGGAGCCUUCCUGGUGCGGUGCCGAUCCGGGGCGUGGAAAUCAGCGUGGCCGAGAGGGACGUCGUGCUGCCGCUCCUUCCCUUUGGCCUGCGAGAGGAACGGACGAGGAACGUGUCCAUAAACAUCUCGGUGGCGGAGGGAUCGCACCUUGACCCCCUCGCCCUCGAGCUGGAGGAGGGGGUCGAGUUAUUCUCGAGGCCUGACGUCGACGCGCAGAACGGUGGUGGAGGGUGGGUUGCGGAGUUCCUCUGUAACUGGAGACGUCCCGGCCGCUACCGCCCCAGGGUAAGAGUGAGCAACCCCCUCGGGAGCGAGACGGUCUCACUGCGAACAUCCAUCCUCGUUCAGAGCAUCCCACAGGCGGUGGUGUUAAUGAGGCCCGUGGCGGAGGUGGGCCAGGAGGUGGUGUUCCAUGCCCUAAGUAAUGGCACGGAUGUCCGCUACGACUGGACGCUGCCGAGGGGCGAGGUUCUCCGUGAUGCAGGUGGGUGUGGCUCCGAGGAUGCCUCCAUUACCGCAGAGGGUGCGAAUGCGUCGGUAGAGCCGUGAUUUCGGCGUUGA
Molecule: messenger RNA, 2144 nt
Organism: Penaeus vannamei (Pacific white shrimp)
Lineage: Eukaryota; Metazoa; Arthropoda; Malacostraca; Decapoda; Penaeidae
Source: RefSeq, a predicted model, not a curated record